Carassius gibelio (silver crucian carp) is the source of this 4301-nucleotide messenger RNA. Its product is annotated as GTPase IMAP family member 8. NCBI's taxonomy places the organism in Eukaryota, Metazoa, Chordata, Actinopteri, Cypriniformes, Cyprinidae. The record is from RefSeq and is a predicted model, not a curated record. Bases 367 to 3276 code for a protein of 969 amino acids. The transcript has 9 exons. Gene Ontology annotation, molecular function: GTP binding.
AUUGCAUGCUGAAUAUGCUGUCAUAGCUGGGAAUGCAAAUGCAGAAAGAAGCUCGGAGAAAAUCACUUUGUUACUUUCGUCCCACGUUACUUUCGACCCCGCUCUCCCCUAAACUACUGCACUGCUGGUAAACCUACAUUUUCUCUGGAACUCCGGAUUAAAUGCUGCGAAGUAAAAUGGAUUUAAGUGAUGCCUAAUGUUUCUCAGAGCUAAGGAUUGUGUUAAUGGGGUAUAAACUAGCUGCCAUGAGUUUGGCAGGAAACACUGUCUUUAGAACAGAGAUGUUUGACUUGAAGAGAUCUGCUCUGUGUGUGAGGAGACAUGGAGAAGUAGCAGACAGAUAACAAAUGAAGAAAUAAAGAACAAAUGAAGAGGAUGGAAAACCAGAUAAAUGAUACCAGAUCACCAAUGAGUGAUGCCCAGCAUCUCUCAGAGCUGAGGAUUGUGUUAAUGGGUCAUAGAGCUGUUGGUAAGAGUUCAACAGGAAACAGCAUCCUGGGCAGAGAGGAGUUUGACUUGAAGAGAUCUGCUCAGUGCGUGAGGAGACAUGGAGAAGUAGCAGACAGACACAUCACUGUCAUAGAAGCUCCAGGAUGGUGGAUAAACUUACCUGUAGAGGAGAGUCCUGAGUUACUGAAACAGGAGAUUUUGCUCAGUGUUUCUCUGUGUCCUUCAGGACCACAUGUUGUACUACUGAUCAUACGUGCAAACUGUAGAUUUAAAGAGACAGAGAGAAAAGCAGUGCAGGGUCAUCUGGAUCUUCUGGGUGAGAGAGUCUGGAGUCACACUAUAGUGCUGUUCACUCAUGGAGACUCUCUGUUAGACACAUCUAUAGAGCAGCACAUUGAGAGUGAAGGACAGGAUCUCCAGUGGCUGCUGGACAAAUGUGGGAACAGAUAUCAUGUUCUCAACAAUCAGAACAGGAGUGACCACACUCAGAUCAAGGAGCUGCUGGAGAAGAUUGAGGAGACAGUGGCACAAAAUGAUUGCUGCUAUUUUGAAAUAGACAGAAAGAUUUUUCAGGAAAUGAAGGAGACAAGAAGAACAGAGGAAGAGAGAGCAGAUGAACGAAUGAAGAGGAUCAAAAAACAGAGAGAUGACAUCAGAUCACAGAUGAGUAAUGCCCAACAUCUCUCAGAGCUGAGGAUUGUAUUACUGGGGUAUAAAAGAGCUGGUAAGAGUUCAACAGGAAACAGCAUCCUGGGCAGAGAGGAGUUUGACUUAAAUCGAUCUUCUCAGGGUGUGGAGAGACAUGGAAAAGUAGCAGACAGACACAUCACUGUCAUUGAAGCUCCAGGAUGGUGGAGGACUUAUUCUGUAGAGUGCAGCUCUGAAAUCCUGAAACAGGAGAUUUUGCUUAGUGUGUGUCCUCCAGGACCACAUGCUGUACUACUGAUAAUUUGUGUCUAUGCUAGAUUUAAAGAGACUGAAAGAAAAGCAUUGCAGGGUCAUCUGGAUCUUCUGGGUGAGAGAGUCUGGAGUCACACUAUAGUGCUGUUCACUCAUGGAGACUCUCUGUUAGACACAUCUAUAGAGCAGCACAUUGAGAGUGAAGGACAGGAUCUCCAGUGGCUGCUGGACAAAUGUGGAAACAGAUAUCAUGUUCUCAACAAUCAGAACAGGAGUGACCACACUCAGAUCAAGGAGCUGCUGGAGAAGAUUGAGGAGACAGUGGCACAAAACAACGACUGCCAUUUUGAAAUAGACAGAAAGAUUUUACAGGAGAUGAAAGAGAAAAGAAGAGCAGCAGAAGAGAGAGCAGAUGAACGAAUGAAGAGGAUGAAAAAACAGAGAGAUGACAUCAGAUCACAGAUGAGUGACACCCCACAUCUCUCAGAGCUGAGGAUUGUGUUAAUGGGGUAUACAUUUUCUGGUAAGAGUUCAACAGGAAACAGCAUCCUGGGCAGAGAGGAGUUUGACUUGAAGAGAUCUGCUCAGUGUGUGAGGAGACAUGGAGAAGUAGCAGACAGACACAUCACUGUCAUUGAAGCUCCAGGAUGGUGGAUUAAUGAACCUGUAGAGUUCAGUCCUGAGUUACUGAAACAGGAGAUUGUGCUCAGUGUGUCUCAGUGUCCUCCAGGACCACAUGCUGUACUAUUGAUCAUACCUGUGGAAGCUAGAUUUAAAGAUUAUCUAAGAAAAGCAUUGCAGGGUCAUCUGGAUCUUCUGGGUGAGAGAGUCUGGAGUCACACUAUAGUCCUGUUCACUCAUGGAGACUCUCUGUUAGACACAUCUAUAGAGCAGCACAUUGAGAGUGAAGGACAUGAUCUCCAGUCUCUGCUGGACAAAUGUGGAAACAGAUAUCAUGUUCUCAACAAUCAGAACAGGAGUGACCACACUCAGAUUAAGGAGCUGCUGGAGAAGAUUGAAGAGACAGUGGCACAAAACAACGGCUGCCAUUUUGAAAUAGACAGAAAGAUUAUACAGAGAAUCAAUAAUAAAAGGAGAGCAAAAGAACGAAUGCUGCAAGAGAGAGUGCACAUUAGAUCACAAACAAUCAGUGAACAGGGAUCUUAUUCUUGGUCUCUGAGAAGUUCAGCACAUGGUUCAGUUGUAUCACAGUCAGAAGCAGACAGUAGGUCAAUUUGUGGCUCAUCAAGUUCCAGAGAUUCAUUGCACAGCUCAAGACAUGAGUCAGUGGUUCAGAAAACAUGUAAUAGCAUGGAAUUUCCACCAAACAUGAGUGGAGACGAGAGAUGGGACACAAAGUCCAUGGGAAGUUCUGCCUAUGGUUCAUUUGGAUCACUAUCAGGAGCAGACAGCAGGAAAUUUUGGGGAUUAUCACAUUCCAGAGAUUCAUGGCACACCUCAAGAUAUGAUUCAGGGGGCCUGAAAAUAUACAACAGCAUGGAAUUACCAACAAACUUGAGUGAAGAUAAGAGGUCAGACUCGUCUCUGGGAAGUCUAGCUCAUGGUUCAAUUGAAUCACUAUCAGGAGCAGAAAGCAGGUCAUCCUUUGGCUCGCCAUGUCCCCAAGAUUCAUGGCACACCUCAAGAUAUGAAUCAGGGGUCCUGAAAAUAUGUAACAGCAUGGAAUUACCAACAAACUUGAGUGGAGAUCAGAGGUGGGACACAAGGUCUCUGGAAAGUUCUGCUUACGGUUCAUUUGGAUCAUUAUCAGGAGCAGACAUCGGUUCAGUUUUUAGCUCAUCACAAUCAAAAGUCUCAUCACACAGCUCAGAAUUCAGGUCUGUGGAACAUUUAGGGACCAAAAGAGCACAUUGUGUGCCCAAUGUCUCAGAACUUACGCAUGAUGAGGACACUGAGAAGACUUGAAUACUAAAUUAAUGUGGUGACUGUAUAAUACUGACUUUGUAAUUUUGACAUCAUAAUGUCUCUAACAUUAUUAUAAAUCUGUUGCGUAGAUUUCAAAUGACUGUAUAAAAAUAUCCAAACAAAACUGCUGGGCAACACAUAAAACAAAUAUUUUACAAUUCUUCUUGUUACAGGUUGUGUGUGUGUGUGUGUGCGUGUGUGUAUAUAUGUGUAUAUAUAUAUAUAUAUAUAUAUAUAUAUAUAUAUAUAUAUAUAUAUAUAUAUGUGUGUGUGUUUAUACAUACAUACAUACAGGUGCAUCUCAAUAAAUUAGAAUGUCGAGGAAAGGUUCAUUUAUUUCAGUAAUUCAACUCAAAUUGUGAAACUCGUGUAUAAAAUAAAUUCAUUGCACAUAGACUGAUGUAGUUUAAGUCUUUGGUUCUUUUAAUUGUGAUGAUUUUGGCUCACAUUUAACAAAAACCCAUAUACAUGUGUAUAUAUCGGGGGACUCAAAAAUAAUAAUUAUGGGUAGAUUGUUCAGAUACUGGCCAUGAAAAUAUUCCACCCUGUUAGGGACAUACAGAUAGUUAUCACAACAUGUUAAUAAUGUAAAUGUUAAACAAUAAUGAGCUUUUAUUGGAUAGGAGAUGUCCCUUUCAGGUUGUUAUAUAUGUGAGAGUGUGUUUUAUGUUUAAUUUUAUUGUAUCUGUAUGACUACUAUCUGUUUGAGGGCAAAUCAGGCCAAAUCAGUUCGCUAUUACUGUAUGAUCACAGUGUAUGUGAAUAGAGAUAGUGGAUUAUUUGCUUUAUGACGCAUUUGUGUUAUUACCAUCUGUAUGCCAUCAGCAUACAACAAGUGGCCAUCAGCACUUAUUUGCAUUGUAUUUCAUUGUAAAUGCAGCAUUUCUAGCAAUCUCAAGAUUUUCUGUAAGACUUGGACUUGGAACACUUUCUGGAACACUUUCUUUUUUUUAUUAUUCUUAUUUUUCUUAGUCAAAUUAUUCUUUUUGUAUUUUUCUAGUGUUCAAAUAAAUCACUUUUAUUAU